AUGAAGUAUAACAUACUGCUUUAUCUAUUUUUCAUCGUAAAAACCAUCCACUGUGCUGAUAAACCCGCUGGAGAGCUUGACCAGAAACCUUUUUCCAAUGGCAAGGACGUGGAAUGUUCAUACCAGGAUGAAUCCGCACGAGACGACGAUUCAGAAUCAACACUAUCAUACCAAGAGGAUAUCUCUCUAUCUGAACAUUUCAACAUUACCUUGGAUAUAUCAAGCGCAGAAGAUUCUAUAGUAACUCGCUUUGAACAGGAAUACGGGGGAGCAAGUCACCGUAUAUUCUUCCCAAGGAGGAAUGUACAUAUAGAAUCUGUAAAGGAGGAUGGAAUAGAGAUUUGGAAGAGUAAAGAAAGCGAAGAAUGUAUAUUUGCGGAAUGCUACCAAAGUGGAGAUAUCACUAUACUGUACAUUGAUAUCAAGAAGGAUGACAGCUCCUAUCUUGUACAUUUUGAAAAGAAAGAUGAUACAUGGAGCGAGAUUGAAAUCGAGACGUUUUAUGGUAUACUCGAGAGCAUUAUGUCCUAUCCCGAGAAUAACGGCGAAGAAGUGGAAGGUAAUGACAACGUCUUUCCGGAGUAA
This is a messenger RNA of Theileria equi strain WA, 585 nucleotides long. Its product is annotated as signal peptide-containing protein. NCBI's taxonomy places the organism in Eukaryota, Apicomplexa, Aconoidasida, Piroplasmida, Theileriidae. Bases 1 to 585 code for a protein of 194 amino acids. The record is from RefSeq and is a predicted model, not a curated record. The transcript has a single exon.